GCCACGCCAGCGCGGGAGGAGAAUGGAUAAAGAGGGAAGAAGCUUGGCUGUAGUCCCUCUACAUCUCCUUUGAAAAGAGAGAGAGAGAGAGAGAGAGAGAGAGAUGGCCCAGGCAGCUCACGUCUCAGCUUCUCUAUGCCUUUCGCUCGCAGGCGAUGUUAAUUCCACCAAAUCAAUCAUACACGCUCGAUCUCUCCCUCAAAUCCUUUCCUCCAAAGCCCCCCGAAUCGUCUCUUCUUCCUUCGCCCGUGGCUCUCCCCUCGUUGUUUGGAGAACUUCUAGUCAAAGGAAAUCCGAAUGUAAAGCAACAUCGUUUUCCGUAAGAUGUGAGCAGAGUACAAAGGAGAGCAAUAGUUUGGAUGUAUGGUUGGGUCGUCUUGCAAUGGUUGGAUUUGCAUCAGCUAUCACUGUCGAAAUAGCAACAGGCAAGGGACUUUUGGAGGUUUUGCAGAACUUUGGGCUUACAGCACCCUUGCCAACUGUGGCAUUGGCAGUUACAGCAUUGGUGGGAGUUCUGACUGCAGUUUUCAUAUUUCAAUCUGCAGCAAAAGAUUGAUCACUUUAGAACCACCUGAUGUUUUGGUCCUGAAAGAUGUUUCUAGUUGUUGUUCAUUACUUAAUUUAUUGUUGUUGAGGUGUAUGAAAUCAUACUGUGAAGGAUCGUCCCAAAGAUGUUGUCAUACAAUGCAUUGGGCUUGGGGAAAACAUUAAAUUUGAGAAUAGGCACACAUUACAUUA
Molecule: messenger RNA, 738 nt
Organism: Magnolia sinica
Lineage: Eukaryota; Viridiplantae; Streptophyta; Magnoliopsida; Magnoliales; Magnoliaceae
Product: stress enhanced protein 1, chloroplastic
Exons: 4
Coding region: 104-556 (150 amino acids)
Biological process (GO): cellular response to high light intensity
Source: RefSeq, a predicted model, not a curated record